Mesorhabditis spiculigera is the source of this 5883-nucleotide messenger RNA. The record is from the annotation of a GenBank genome assembly. Lineage: Eukaryota; Metazoa; Nematoda; Chromadorea; Rhabditida; Rhabditidae.
AUGGACUACGAGGAUGAUCCCGGCUGGCAAUACCUGCGCAUGAGCAGGGAGCAGCAGAUUGUGGACCAAUCGAAGCCCUACGACUCGAAGAAGGACUGCUGGGUGCCCGAUGAGGAGGACGGUUUCGUCUCUGCUCAAAUCCAGGAGGACAAGGGUGACACCGUCAAGGUCGUCACCUGCAAGCAGAAUGAGAUCACCCUGAAGAAGGAGCUCGUCCAGGAGAUGAACCCCCCGAAGUUCGAGAAAACGGAGGACAUGUCCAACCUCUCCUUCCUCAACGACGCCUCCGUGCUGCACAAUCUGAGGGCCCGCUACAAGGCUAUGCUCAUCUACACCUACUCCGGACUGUUCUGCGUCGUCAUCAACCCGUACAAGCGUCUGCCCAUCUACACCGACUCCGUUGCCCGCAUCUACAUGGGCAAGAGGAAGACUGAGAUGCCCCCUCAUCUCUUCUCCGUCUCUGAUGAGGCUUAUCGCAACAUGUUGAUCGACCACGAGAACCAGUCGAUGCUGAUCACCGGAGAAUCCGGAGCCGGAAAGACUGAGAACACCAAGAAGGUUAUUGCCUACUUCGCGGCCGUCGGCGCCAAGCAGAACGAGGCCGAGGGUAUCAAGUCUGAUGACGGCGCCAAGAAGGCCACCCUUGAGGACCAGAUCGUCCAGACCAACCCCAUUCUCGAAGCCUUCGGAAACGCCAAGACUGUCCGUAACAACAACUCUUCCCGUUUCGGAAAGUUCAUCCGUAUCCACUUCUCCAAACUGGGCCGUGUCGCCUCUUGCGAUAUCGAGCACUACCUGCUGGAGAAGUCUCGUGUCAUCCGUCAAGCCCCCGGAGAGCGUUGCUACCACAUCUUCUACCAAAUCUACUCCAACUACAAGCCCGAGCUCAAGAAGACCCUCCUCCUCGACCUUCCCAUCAAGGACUACUGGUUCGUCGCCCAGGCCGAGCUGACCGUCGAUGGUAUCGAUGAUGUGGAGGAGAUGAAGGCCAGUGACGAAGCAUUCACUAUCCUCGGAUUCUCUGAGGAAGAGAAGAUGGACUGCUACCGCCUGAUGUCCGCCCACAUGCACAUGGGCAACAUGAAGUUCAAGCAGCGCCCCCGUGAAGAGCAGGCUGAGGCUGACGGCACUGAUGAGGCCGAGAAGGCCGCUACCAUGUACGGAGUGGAGGUGGAGAAGUUCCUGGGCGCCCUGAUGAAGCCGCGUGUCCGUGUCGGUACCGAAUGGGUGUCGAAGGGACAGAACGUCGAGCAGGUCAACUGGGCCAAGGGAGCCAUGGCCAAGGGGUUGUACAACCGCGUCUUCAACUGGCUGGUUAAGAAGUGCAACCUGACCCUUGAUCAACAGGGAGUCAGCCGUGAUCACUUCAUCGGUGUGUUGGACAUCGCCGGCUUCGAGAUCUUCGACUUCAACAGCUUCGAGCAGUUGUGGAUCAACUUUGUCAACGAGAAGUUGCAGCAAUUCUUCAACCACCACAUGUUCGUCCUCGAGCAGGAAGAGUACGCCAGGGAGGGCAUCCAGUGGACGUUCAUCGAUUUCGGUCUUGAUCUCCAGGCCUGUAUCGAGUUGAUCGAGAAGCCCAUGGGCAUCAUCUCCAUGUUGGACGAAGAGUGCAUCGUCCCGAAGGCCACCGACUUGACUCUUGCCCAGAAACUCGUCGAGCAGCAUCUCGGCAAGCAUCCCAACUUCGAGAAGCCGAAGCCGCCAAAGGGCAAACAGGCCGAGGCCCACUUUGCCAUGCGUCAUUAUGCCGGAACUGUGCGCUACAACGUCUCCAACUGGCUCGAGAAGAACAAGGACCCGCUGAACGACACCGUCGUGUCCUGCUUCAAGCAGUCGACCGGAAAUGCCCUGCUCGUCGAGAUCUGGCAAGACUACCAGACCCAGGAGGAGGCCGCCGAGGCCCAGAAGUCUGGAGCCGCUGCUGGAGGCAAGAAGAAGGGAAAGUCUGGCUCCAUGAUGACGGUGUCUAUGCUGUACCGCGAGUCGCUGAACAACCUGAUGACCAUGUUGCACAAGACCCACCCCCACUUCAUCCGUUGCAUCAUCCCCAACGAGAAGAAGAUGUCCGGCGUCCUCGACGCGGCCCUUGUCAUGAACCAACUGACUUGCAACGGUGUGCUCGAAGGAAUCCGUAUCUGCAGGAAAGGAUUCCCCAACAGAAUGAUGCACCCCGACUUCGUCCACCGCUACGCCAUCGUCGCCGCUGAGCAAGCCAAGAGCAGCACCGACCCCAGGAAGUGCGCUGAUGCCAUCAUGGGCAAACUCAUCAACGAGGGCCACGUCACUGCCGAGAACUUCAACGUCGGUCUCACCAAGGUCUUCUUCAAGGCCGGUAUUCUGGCCAAGCUCGAGGACGUGCGUGACGAGAAGAUGAACAUCAUCUUCACCGGAUUCCAGGCUGCCAUCCGCCACUACCUUGGAGCCACCGACAGGAAGCGCCGCCAAGAACAGAAGGUCGGCCUGCUCAUCAUCCAGCGCAACGUCAAGGGAUGGUGCGGACUCCGUACCUGGGAGUGGUUCAAGCUGUACGGCAAGGUCAAGCCGAUGAUCUACGCCUCCAAGUUCGACGAGCAGCUCGAUGCCCUCAACGCCCAACUCAAGGACGUCGAGGAAAAGCUCAACAAGGAGGUCGAGCUCCGCGCCGACUACGAGAAGCAGAACGAGAAGCUGAAGCAGGAGAAGGACCAGCUUUUCGCCGAUCUCGAAAAGGCGAAGGGCAACAUUGCCGAGCACGAGUCGAAGGUCGCCCAACUCGAGUCGCAGCACUCCGGUGCCGCCCGCGAACUCGAUGACCUCAACGAUGCCCUGGCUGCUGCUGAGGAAGGAAACACCGAGGGACUGCGUGCCAAGAAGCGUGCCGAGGGAGAGCUCGAAGCUCUCAAGAAGCAGCUUCAGGAUCUGCAGAUGAGCCUCCGCAAGGGUGAAUCUGAGAAGCAGUCCAAGGAGCACCAGAUCCGCUCUCUCCAGGACGAAAUGCAACAUCAGGAGGAGACCCUGGCCAAGCUGAACAAGGAGAAGAAACACCAGGAGGAGCUUAACCGCAAACUCCUCGAAGAUCUAUCUUCUGAGGAGGACAAGGUCAACCACUCCAACAAGGUUAAGACCAAGCUCGAGCAGACCCUUGAUGAGCUUGAGGAUGCCGUCUCUCGCGAAAAGCGCAACAAGGCUGAUGCCGAGAAAGACAAGAGGAAGCUGGAGGGAGAACUCAAGGUCGCGAACGAGAACAUCGAGGAGGCCACCCGCCAGAAGCUUGACCUGGAGAACAACAUCAAGAAGAAGGAGGGAGAGCUGCACAAUGCUAACUCUCGUCUUGAGGAUGAGCAGUCGCUCGUCUCCAAGCUCCAGCGCCAGAUCAAGGAGCUCCAGGCCACGGUCGCCACCCUUGAGGAGGAGACCGAGAAUGAGCGCGGAUCGAGGAGCCGUGCCGAACGCGCCAAGGCCGAGCUGCAGAGCGAGCUCGAGGAUCUGAACAACCGCCUUGACGAGCAAGGAGGAGCCACUGCCGCCCAGUCGGAGGUCAACAAGAAGCGAGAGGCUGAGCUCGCCAAGCUCCGUCGUGAUCUUGAGGAGGCCGCUCAUCUCCAUGAGAACAACCUGGCCGCCCUGAAGAAGAAGCACCAGGAUGCCGUCGCCGAGCUCUCCGAGCAAAUCGACCAAGUCAACAAGUCGAAGAACAAGUCGGAGAAGGACAAGGUCCAGGCUCAACGUGACGCCGAGAGCCUUCAGUCCCAACUCGACCAGGAAUCUUCUGCCAAGGUCCAGAACGAGAAGCUGGCCAAGCAGUUCGAAGCCCAGCUCGGAGAACUGCAGUCCCGUGUCGAUGAUCAGGGACGCGAGCUGCACGACUUGAACUCGGUGAAGAACCGUCUCGGAGGACAGAACUCUGACCUUGGCCGUCAACUCGAAGACGUCGAGUCUCAGCUUGCCAACAUCAAUCGCGUCAAGUCGCAGAUCCUCGCCCAACUCGACGAGGCCAAGCGUGCUGCUGAUGAUGAGGCUCGUGAGCGUCAAGCUCUUCAAGCCGCUUCUCGUAACGCUCAGGCUGAAGCUGAACAAGUUCGUUCUCAACUCGAAGAGGAGAUCGAAGCCAAGAAUGACGUCAACCGUCAAUUGUCCAAGGCGAAUGCUGAGAUUCAACAAUGGAAAUCUCGAUUCGAAGGAGAAGGUAUGCUUCGUGCUGAUGAGAUUGAAGAAGCCAAGAGGAAGCAACAACAACGCAUCCAGGAAUUGACCGAUUCCAUUGAAGCUGCCAAUCAAAAGAUUUCCGCUCUCGACAAAUCAAAGGCUCGUAUCGCUGGAGAACUUGAUGAUGCUCAAGUUGAUGCUGAUCGUGCCAAUUCCUAUGCUGCUACUUUGGAGAAGAAGCAACGCGACUUUGAUGAUAUUGUCGGAGAAUGGAAGAGGAAAUCUGAUGACCUUGGAGCUCAAGUCGAUGGAGCUCAACGUGAUGCUCGCAAUGCUCUUGCUGAUCUUCAUCGCGCCAAGACUGCCCAAGAUGAACUUGGAGAAGUCAUUGAGGGACUUCGCCGUGAGAACAAGGCUCUCGGAUCGGAGAUCAAGGAUCUGAGCGAUCAACUUGGUGAAGGAGGACGAUCUGUUCAUGAAAUGCAAAAGAUUAUUCGUCGUCUUGAGACUGAAAAAGAAGAACUUCAAAAGGGAUUGGAUGAGGCUGAGAAUGCACUUGAAGCCGAAGAAGCCAAGGUGAUGAGGGCUCAAGUGGAAGUAUCACAGAUUCGUGCCGAGAUCGAGAAGAGAAUCCAGGAGAAGGAAGCCGAAUUCGAGAGCACCCGAAAGAACCAUCAAAAGGCCCUGGAGAGCAUGACUGCUUCUAUCCAGACCGAGUCCAAGUCUAAGAAUGAACUUCUCAAGUCAAAGAAGAAGCUGGAGGGAGAUAUCAACGAAUUGGAGAUUGCUCUUGAUCAUGCCAAUAAGAACAAUGCUGAUACUCAGAAGAAUCUCCGCAAACAUCAAGAACAGAUCCGUGAGCUGCAACUCCAGGUUGAGGAGGAGCAGCGACAGAAAGAUGAGGUUCGUGAUCAACUCCAGGGAGCCGAGAAGAGGGCCCAGAUCCUCGAGCAGGACAAGGAUGAACUGAAGCAUGCCUUUGGAGAGGUCGACCAUCAGAGACGCCAGGCUGAGACUGAGGCUCAUGAUGCCCGUGAAGCCGCUAACGAGUACCAGCUCCAGGCAUCCAGCCUGAACUCAACGAAGAGGAAGCUGGAGGGAGAGAUCUCUGCCAUGCACGCUGACCUCGACGAGACCCUGAAGGAGUACAGGAACGCCGAGGAGGAGGCCAAGAGGGCCAUGUCUGAUGCUACCCGCCUUGCUGAAGAGCUGAAGCAAGAACAGGAGCACGGAGCCACUCUCGAGAGGGCCAGGAAGGACCUUGAGUCGAACCUCAAGGAGUUCCAGAUCCGCCUGGAUGAGGCCGAGGCUGCCGCGCUCAAGGGAGGCAAGAAGACGAUCGCCAAGCUGGAGCAGCGCAACCGCGAGAUCGAGGCCGAACUCGACGGCGAGCAGCGCCGCUACGCCAACAUUGUCAAGGAAGUCCAGAAGGCCGACCGUCGCGUCAAGGAACUCCAGUUCCAGAUUGACGAGGACAAGAAGAACUUCGACCGUCUCAACGACCUCGUCGACAAACUGCAGGGCAAGAUCCGCACCCAGAAGACCCAGCUCGAGGAUGCUGAGGAUCUGGCCAACGGCAACCUGCAGAAGUUCCGCCAGAUCCAGGCCCAGCUCGAGGACGCCGAGGAGCGCGCCGAUUCGGCUGAGGAUGGACUCACCAAGCUGCGCUCGAAGUCGCGUGCUGGAACCACUGCCGGCCCCGGCCUGCAGGGCUCCGCUUCGGUGGCCGUGAUGCGCGCCGCCAGCCGCCACUUC